Saccostrea cuccullata (small rock oyster) is the source of this 1071-nucleotide messenger RNA. RefSeq names its product skin secretory protein xP2-like. The record is from RefSeq and is a predicted model, not a curated record. Bases 1 to 1071 code for a protein of 356 amino acids. NCBI's taxonomy places the organism in Eukaryota, Metazoa, Mollusca, Bivalvia, Ostreida, Ostreidae. The transcript is spliced from 2 exons.
AUGAUCCCCUCACCUUCCCCUAGUACUGGUAUCAUUCCCUCACCUUCCCUCAGUACUGGUAUCAUCCCCUCACCUCCCCCCAGUACUGGUAUCAUCCACUCAUCUUCCCCCAGUACUGUAUCAUCCCCUAUCCCUGCACCUUCCCUCAGUACUGGUAUCAUCCCCUCACCUUCACCCAGUACUGGUACCAUCCCCUUUACUUUCCCCAGUACUGGUACCAUCCCCUUACCUUCCCCUAGUACUGGUACCAUCCCCAUUACUUUCCCCAGUACAGUUACCAUCCCCUUUACCUUCCUCAGUACUGGUAUCAUCCCCUCACCCUCCCCAUUACUGGUAUCAUCCACUCAUCUUCCCCCAGUACUGGUUUCAUCCCCUAUCCCCUCACCUUCCCCCAGAACUGGUAUAAUCCCUCACCUUCCCCCUGUACUGUACUGGUAUCAUCCCCUCACCCUCCCCAUUACUGGUAUCAUCCACUCAUCUUCCCCCAGUACUGGUUUCAUCCCCUAUCCCCUCACCUUCCCCCAGAACUGGUAUAAUCCCUCACCUUCCCCCUGUACUGGUAUCAUCCCCUCACCUCCCUCAGUACUGGUAUCAUCCCCUCACCUUCCCCCAGUACUGUACCAUCCCCUUUACCUUCCCCAGUACUGGUACCAUCCCCUCACCUUCCCCCAGUACUGGUACCAUCCUCUUUACUUUUCCCAGUACAGUUACCAUCCCUUUUACCUUCCUCAGUACUGGUAUCAUCCCCUAUCCUUCCCCAGUACUGGUAUCAUCCCUUCACCUUCCCCCAGUACUGAUAUUAUCCCCUCACCUUCCCCCAGAACUGGUAUAAUCCCUCACCUUCCCCCUGUACUGGUAUCAUCCCCUUACUUCAUCAAGUACUGCUAUCAUCCCCUCAUCUCUCCAGCACUGGUAUCCUUCCCUCAUAUCCCCCAAUACUUGUAUCAUCCCCUCACCUUCGCCCAGUACUGGUAUCAUGCUCUCACCCUUCCCAGUACUGGUAUCAUCCCCUCACCUUCCCCAAUACUGGUAUCAUCCCCUCACUUCCCCAGUACUGGUAUCAUCCCCUGA